AUGGGCAUGGACGCAUAUCGCACGAAUAAGAAACCUGCAAAUAUGAUGAAACCGAACACUCGGUUCUUACGACAUAUUAUUAAAGAUACCGAUAAUCACAAUAAGGCCUUGUUGGCCAAAGAGGCCGCCGAGUCCAAAGCGCGCUUGCAGGAUCUCGAGCGCACUGAAGAGAUCAAGCGGCGCAAAACGAACCCGAACGUCAGCGACAUCAGACGGCGACAAAUGGGCGAUAUUCAUGCCAUUCUAGGAGGCAAGCGACGGUCAAGAACUGAGGAUGAGGCUGGACCCUCGUCUAGAGAUUCAAAGCGCAGAGAAAAGGACCGAAAAUCUGAGCGCGAACAAGAUCAAGAUACAGGCGACCUCUUUACAAAUAGGCGCACCGAGCGCAGUCAACACGGUCGAUUGUCAAGGGAAGAUCGCCGCAGUAGGACAGACGACGACUCGAGACGUUCAGAUAGGUCGCGACGAGAGCAUAAGCGACGCGACAGGUCACGGAGCAGAGAUAGGGAUUCUGAGGACGAAGGCCGUCAUGGCCGCAGUCAAAGGCGGAGAGAUAGGUCUAGAUCCCCUACGCGCCGACGACGGUCUCGAUCACCCAGAGAAUCUAAGAGUAGGCAUCGACAUCGAUCACCUCUGGAUACGAAGGAAGACUGCAAACGGAAAGAGGAGAAACAAGAAGAGGACUCGGAUGUCUUGGAAGAUCUCAUCGGACCCGCACCACCUCCGAAAUACCGGGGCCGAGGAACAGUGGGAGGGUCCUCGGGUAUCGAUCGACGAUUUUCAGAGACAUACGAUCCCAAGACUGAUAUACAAAUGGACGAAGACGAGGAUGGUAAUCCCUGGGAUGAUGCAGUGGAAGCGUUUAGAGACCGCCAAAAACUACGGCAGAACCAGGAGCAACGUUUGAAAGCGGCCGGGUUUGCAGAUGAGCAGAUACAACGAGCAAGUGGUACAGAGGAAAAGUUAGCAGAGAACGUUCAGUGGUCCAAGGCUGGAGAAAAGAGAGCCUGGGACGUUGGCAAGGUGAUCGGGGCCGACGGAGUGCUACAAUCAGAAGAUUAA
Messenger RNA from Fusarium coffeatum, 1062 nucleotides. RefSeq lists its product as uncharacterized. The record is from RefSeq and is a predicted model, not a curated record. Bases 1 to 1062 code for a protein of 353 amino acids. NCBI's taxonomy places the organism in Eukaryota, Fungi, Ascomycota, Sordariomycetes, Hypocreales, Nectriaceae. The transcript is spliced from 2 exons.